UGGAAGGGGCUCCACAUUCAAACCUCGGCCGACUCUCAUCGCUCCACUGCGUAGCACUCUCUCAUUCCUACUAGAUACUACGCGCGUGCUGCUGCUGCUCCGUUGCAUUGCACCGACUCUAGCUCGCAACGGGCAUUAGAAAGGAAGGGAAGGGAAUGGAAGGAGGGAGAGGAGAGGAGAGGAGUGAACAGCUGAGGAAAGGGCAAGUGGUCAAAGGACGGGGAUAGAGGACAGUCAGUAUUGUGCAUUAGGUCGGAGAGUACCUGAUUUUGUUUCUGGAGUGUCGACUAGUAUUUGUUUCCUCGGCAUCAAUAUGCUGCUGCUGACCUUGUAGAUUGAAGCUUGAAGCUCUUCUGGUUGCGCUAAUCUUCUGUUUUUUUCAUACUCUGCCUGGUCUGAUAGUCUUCACGCGCACAUCGCUCUCCGCCUUGUUGGUUCUAGAUCUGGUUAGCUGCCGUCUUCUGGGUUUGGGGGGGUUUUCUUUUUUUCCGCACUUGAGAGGGGAUCUUGUGUAUAGCGUAUUCGAAGGCCUGCCUUUUUGUGGGGUAGUCUUUGUUGGUGGUUGUAUGCGAGAUUUCAGGGGUGGGGCGUGUUCGUGGCGGUUGAAGUGAUCUGGGGUUGGGUUUCAAGGUCAUCACAUUUGUGGGUAUGUGGGUUGGGUUGAGAGGUUGCGCUUGGUUGGGGAUUCUGUGUUAGACGGUGGUGUGGGUUUAGGAAUUUCAGGGCAUUCGUGAAGUUGAUCAUGGGGGCGACGACCAUAGGGAUGAUGGACGCGGCCUACUUUGUGGGCCGCAAUGAGAUUUUGAGCUGGGUGAAUAGCACGCUGGAGCUGUCGCUGAGCAAGGUGGAGGAGGCGGCGUCAGGGGCUGUUUACUGCCAGCUGAUGGACGUAGUGCACCCGGGGAUGGUGUCGAUGCACAAGGUGAGCUUCGACGCGAAGUCGGAGUACGAGAUGAUACAGAACUACAAGGUGCUGCAGGAUGUCUUCAACAAGCUGAAGAUCGGGCGGCACAUCGAAGUGAGCAAGCUGGUGAAGGGGCGGCCCCUGGAUAACCUGGAGUUUCUGCAGUGGAUGAAGAGGUACUGUGAUCAGAUCAAUAACAACCACGUGAAUCCCACGUACAAUGCGGCGGAGAGGAGAGAGUCUUGCAAGGGUGGUAAGGAGACCAACAGGCGUGUGGUGGGGAUGAGCUCCAGUGGCCAGAGCAGCGUCAAGUCUGCAUCUAACGCGAAUGUGAAGACGAGCUCGGGUGCAGCUCGGCGGGUAACGACGGAUAACUCGACUCCGAAUAUGAACGGCAGUGGGAGAAGUGGCGGUUCGAGUGAGGCGCAUGUGAAUGUGACGAAGCACACCAAGGAGCAGGCGUCUGCUUCAAUCGAGGAUCACGUGAAGCAGAUCACAGAAUUGAAGCUAUCGGUGUCAAAUCUAGAGAAGGAGCGCGAUUUUUACUUCACGAAGCUGCGUGACAUCGAGAUUCUGUGUCAAGCUCAAGAGCUAAGCCACAUUCCGGUUGUAAAGGCUGUGCAAAGAAUUCUAUAUGCAGCAGAAGACGAGUCCUCGGUGAUAGCUGAGGCGCAAGCUAUGAUGGAGGAGUUGGAUCGGGACAUCCUCUCACCAGGAUCCCAGAAUAUGGACGACGACAGUAAGGAUCUUUUAGAGUAGUGUUGACGGCACUAUUACUCGCAGCCAAGGACUCAGCAUACGAGUGGUAUAUUAAAGACAUGGAUGCCGUCUCGCGUGCCAGAUGGUGCUGUCCAGGCUUUUACCUUAUUUCCUCGUGUUCCCAGCGGCUUGUCUAGCCAUACAUCAGGCGUAUUGAUCUCGAAUUUGUCUAUUUGCUAGCUGAACAGCGUAGUGUAGGGUAAUGGCGAUGAGAUAUUUUUAGAUACGAUAUGUUGGCCCGAGUCUCCGUUCAGAAGACGCCUCUCUACGAAGUCGGCCAACAACAGGAUAGUCUGUGAAUAGAAUUUGUACGGUAGAAGUAUGUAGCGUUUUCAGUCUUAUUAUUCUUAAUGGUUGUAGUCCUUGAAGGCUCUAGGCCGAGGGCCGGGUCGGCGAAGACCCUAUAAGUUUGAAUACUGGAAGAUUUGCUUCACCUUACUAGUGAGAGUCGUGUAAUGUCCACGUGGUAUUAACGUUUGCUUGAAAGUUUAA
Molecule: messenger RNA, 2155 nt
Organism: Physcomitrium patens
Lineage: Eukaryota; Viridiplantae; Streptophyta; Bryopsida; Funariales; Funariaceae
Product: microtubule-associated protein RP/EB family member 1C
Molecular function (GO): microtubule binding
Source: RefSeq, a predicted model, not a curated record